AGAGUCCACCGCCUUUGAAAUGAUUCCUCAAAUCACGAGCACUAGCACUAGCAAUACCAGUCGCGCCCGAUCCAAACCCGUAACCGCCCCCCGUUUGUUCCUUCCCCCCUCCAGCUAUAAAUUGCUUCGUCUUCUUCACUUCCUCCACCACCCAACAAAUCAGUCUAUAGUACUAUAAUCUCAUCACUUAAAACCCACUCUUACAUUCUGAUCCUCAAACUAAUACUCUUUUAAUUGCUACUGCUUUUCUGCAUUUGUUGUUGCCUUCUCUCAUAAUGGAAACGAAGAUAGGUUCGUUGGACUCUUGUAAGCCAGCCACCUGUAAUGACGUCGGUAGCCUCCCCUCCAAUGGUGUCGUCUCCACUAUCCAGUCAUCCGUCGUGGCGUUUAACUCUGCUGAGGCCACGCUCGGCCGCCAUCUGGCCCGCCGCCUCGUUCAGAUCGGCGUCAGUGACGUCUUCUCUGUUCCCGGCGACUUCAACUUGACGCUGCUUGAUCAUCUCAUAGCCGAGCCUAGCCUCAACUUGAUCGGCUGUUGCAACGAGCUCAACGCCGGCUAUGCGGCCGACGGCUAUGCCAGGGCUCGAGGAGUUGGCGCAUGCGUCGUGACUUUUACUGUCGGAGGUUUGAGUGUUCUCAAUGCGAUCGCCGGCGCCUACAGUGAGAAUCUUCCGGUGAUAUGUAUUGUUGGAGGACCGAACUCGAAUGACUAUGGUACUAACCGGGUCCUACAUCACACUAUCGGAUUACCGGAUUUCAGCCAGGAGCUACGUUGCUUCCAGACUGUUACUUGCUUUCAGGCGGUGGUGAAUAAUUUGGAGGAUGCACAUGAGUUGAUAGAUACGGCGAUAUCCACUGCGUUAAAGGAGAGUAAGCCAGUUUACAUAAGCGUCAGCUGCAACUUGCCAGCAAUUCCACACCCGACUUUUAGUCGUGAGCCUGUACCGUUUUCUCUCUCCCCGAAGUUGAGUAACAAAAUGGGCCUGGAAGCUGCAGUUGAAGCGGCAGCUGAGUUCUUGAACAAGGCCGUGAAGCCAGUGAUGGUAGGAGGACCAAAACUGCGUGUUGCAAAAGCAUGCAAUGCCUUUGUUCAAUUGGCCGAUGCUUGUGGCUAUGCCCUUGCAGUUAUGCCGUCAGCUAAAGGGCUAGUUCCAGAGCACCACUCCCAUUUCAUUGGUACCUACUGGGGGGCUGUGAGUACUGCCUUCUGCGCUGAAAUUGUGGAAUCAGCUGAUGCUUAUCUGUUCGCCGGACCAAUAUUUAACGACUACAGUUCUGUCGGGUACUCUCUGCUUCUCAAGAAAGAGAAGGCAAUUAUUGUGCAGCCUGAUCGUGUGAUCAUUGGUAAUGGACCGGCAUUUGGAUGUGUCCUAAUGAAGGAUUUCUUAAUUGCUCUUGGAAAAAGGCUCAAGCCUAAUGCAACUGCUUAUGAGAACUACCACAGGAUUUAUGUGCCUGACGGGCAUCCUCUGAAAAGUGAGCCCAAGGAGGCAUUGAGAGUAAAUGUUUUGUUUCAGCAUAUUCAGAAGAUGUUGUCUGCGGAGACAGCUGUCAUUGCUGAGACAGGAGAUUCAUGGUUUAACUGCCAGAAACUGAAAUUACCCCAAGGAUGCGGGUAUGAAUUCCAGAUGCAAUAUGGAUCCAUUGGUUGGUCAGUAGGUGCAACUUUAGGUUAUGGGCAGGCUGUACCAAAUAAACGAGUGAUUGCUUGCAUUGGUGAUGGUAGCUUUCAGGUGACGGCUCAGGAUGUGUCAACAAUGCUUCGAUGUGGUCAGAAGAGUAUCAUCUUCCUGAUAAACAAUGGCGGUUACACUAUCGAGGUGGAGAUCCAUGAUGGGCCUUAUAAUGUGAUUAAGAACUGGAAUUACACUGCCUUAGUUGACGCAAUCCAUAAUGGUGAAGGCAACUGCUGGACCACAAAGGUCCGAUGCGAAGAAGAGCUUAUUGAAGCAAUUGAGACUGCCACUGGAGCCAAGAAAGAAUGUCUGUGUUUCAUUGAAGUCAUUGUUCACAAGGAUGAUACAAGCAAAGAACUUCUUGAAUGGGGUUCCAGGGUCUCUGCAGCUAACAGCCGCCCGCCAAACCCUCAGUAGAUAUGCUCAAGCUGCAGAGUGCAGAAAGUGUAUCAAAUCAUCUGAUGCUGCUGUUCUAUUUUGUGCAUUGUUAUUAGUUCCCAGUAUUCGAACUCCUUUAGCUGUGUUAUCACUUGAGUAUUGUUAAGAAAUAUUGAUCAUAUUGGAAAAAUCCUGUUACCAGCCGCUCUGAAUGGUUGACUUCCUUUUCUCGA
Sesamum indicum (sesame) is the source of this 2287-nucleotide messenger RNA. Its product is annotated as pyruvate decarboxylase 1. The record is from RefSeq and is a predicted model, not a curated record. Gene Ontology annotation, cellular component: cytosol. Gene Ontology annotation, molecular function: magnesium ion binding; thiamine pyrophosphate binding; pyruvate decarboxylase activity. NCBI's taxonomy places the organism in Eukaryota, Viridiplantae, Streptophyta, Magnoliopsida, Lamiales, Pedaliaceae.